This is a messenger RNA of Mugil cephalus (flathead mullet), 1302 nucleotides long. RefSeq names its product GPN-loop GTPase 2 (gene gpn2). Bases 337 to 1278 code for a protein of 313 amino acids. Gene Ontology annotation, cellular component: cytoplasm. The transcript is spliced from 6 exons. Lineage: Eukaryota; Metazoa; Chordata; Actinopteri; Mugiliformes; Mugilidae. Gene Ontology annotation, molecular function: GTPase activity. The record is from RefSeq and is a predicted model, not a curated record.
UAACCCGGAUGUAGUUUAGCCUUAGCUUGUUUGUUAGCCCCCGCUGUACGCAUGCUAAAACAACUGCUGCAUAUGGUUAAUACCCAUGAAUAUUAUCGUAUUUUUUUGAUACAAGACCACAGUAUCGUAACAUAAAUUGCACCUAGGUUUAUAUAUACAACUUGUGUUACACGCUGAUGCUUUAUUAGUUGAGAAGUUGCGUCCAUCAACUUACCUCGGUAAACACACAUCAGCUGGAUGUUGAUCUCCCGGACAGGACAUCACAUGUGUCCCAUUUGACAUCCUGGUCCCUCUAAUGUGAAUCUCUGCAGCCUCACUUCCUUUGGCUUUACAAUCAUGUCCAACCAGACAGGAGUGAAACCCUCUCUGCGCUUCGGUCAGGUGGUCAUCGGACCUCCAGGCUCAGGCAAAACCACAUACUGCCAAGGGAUGCAAGAGUUCCUGACUCACCUGGGGCGAAAGGUGGUUGUGGUGAAUAUGGACCCUGCUAACGAAGGAAUACCUUAUACCUGUGGGGUGGAUAUCUCUGAGCUGGUCACGCUGGACGAUGUCAUGGAGAGCCUGAAGCUCGGCCCCAACGGUGGACUUCUCUACUGUAUGGAGUAUGUGGAAGCAAACCUGGACUGGUUAGAGAACAAGCUUAAAGACUACGACGAUUGUUACUUCCUGUUCGACUGUCCGGGACAGGUGGAGCUCUACACCCACCAGACUUCAGUGAAGAAUAUAUUAACACAACUGGCCAAGUGGAAUUUUAGGCUGACAGCAGUGCAUCUCGUCGACUCCCAUUACUGCGCUGACCCAGCAAAGUUCAUCUCUGUGCUGUGCACCUCCCUGUCCACCAUGCUGCACGUGGAGCUGCCGCACGUCAACAUCCUCUCCAAGAUGGACUUGAUUGAGCAGUAUGGCAAACUAGCCUUCAAUCUUGACUUCUACACCGAAGUCAUGGACCUGACCUAUCUUCUCGAUCACUUGGCCACAGACCCCUUCUUCAAAAAAUUCCGCCACUUAAAUGAAAAGUUGGCCGAAGUCAUACAGGAUUACAGCCUCGUCUCCUUCGUGCCCCUCAACGUACAGGACAAAGAGAGCAUGAUUCAGGUCUUACGAGCAGUGGACAAGGCCAAUGGCUACUGCUUUGGAGACCUGGAGGAGAGGAAUCUGCAAGCCAUGAUGUCAGCUGCUGUGGGGGCAGACUUCCAGUUCAACUCUACUCUUGGGGUGCAGGAGAGGUAUGUUGAAACCAGUGGAAAGACUGUGGAGCAGGAAAUGAUGGAUCUGUAAUUGGAAAAGCCCAAAUAAUAAUAA